CUUAUUUAAUGUGUCUUGGUUCCUAGUCGCCAGACUAGUGUCAUUGUUUUGUUGUUCUGUCGAUGUAGACGUAUUGUAGUGUUAUUUGUAUUUCUAAACUUAAAUCACGGAGCUGAUUUAAAAAAUGCAAGAUCAAGAAAAUGCUGUUUUCAAAGUGCCAAAAGUUAAAAAGCAACGAAUCAGUCUUUACUGCAAAGAAACCUUAGCUGACUUGGACGAAAUAUGGAACUGUCCUAAGGGAGACUGUAAGCAGUUAAAUAAAGAAUCAGUAAAUAAGCACCUAUGGCAAAGUGAUGCUAAGAAUGAUAAUAACCAAGCUGUUGAUUCUAGUGAUGACGAUGAGGAAGAAGAUUGGUUUAAUCCACCUGAAGAAAAUUACACAACAGCACUUUUAAGCAGGUUUAACAUGUAUGAAUCAUGCCCCAGCUUAACACAGCAAGGUUCAUUUGCUGAAGCUAAUGGAUGUAGAAUAUCACCCCACACUGUGCCGCAAAUAUCUGCACAGUUUAUUACUGACAAGUUAAACAGCAACAAAGUUCAGGAUCAGAACGUGACAGAAAUUUUAUCUCCAAAGAGUCCAGAUAUACUAAUAGUAAGAGAUGAAAGUAUGGCAAAUGCUGAUUCAGAUUCAUCAGAUGACGCUGACUGGCUUUCUCUGACACCACCAAUGCCAAGAAGUCCAAGUGACCACACUGUUCCAGAUCUUGGCAAUAUUGAAAGCAAUAUCAUUUCUCAUGAUCAGUGGUCUCCUGUGUCUCACCCACAAAGAGUGCUAAAUGAAAGAAUAGGCCAACCAAUGCUAGUACCAACCCUUGAGUUAUAUUCUUCUCUUGACCAUGUUGUUCCCAAUUUUUACUAUUGAUUCUAAAAAUAAUUUCCUGAUACAGUAAGAAAAGUGUUGUAUUUCUUUGGAUGAGGAUCAUGUUCAUUAAAAAAAAAGUCUAAAAUCGAAAGCAAAUUACACAAACAUUUACCUAUUAUUUGAUAAAUCAGUCUUUAAAAAAAAUUUAUUGGAAAUUGUUUUAUCUUCUAAAGCUGUACGUUCAUUGUGCUUUAUAUCAUUAGUGCUUUUUUAUAGUAUAGUGUAUGAUAAAAUUUUAAUACGGGCGAAUUAAUUUUAUCUCUAUCCGCACAAAAUUUGUUUAAAUUUCAUAUAAUUUGGUUUGUUAAUAAUUUUAACCGUUUCUGUAAGAUAACUUAUAUUUAUAGUUUAUAUUAUUAUUGUAAUAUUUAUUGUACUUUAUAAAAUUAAAUUUAGUUAUUUAAUUGUAAAUACUGUUUAUUGUCACUUUCAACCAAAUGGUUAUUUUGACCCAGAUUAUUGUAAUUUAUUUCAAGCUGGUGUUUUUUUGUGGGUUUUAUUUAUUUAUUUUUUUAGAUGUUACUACAUAUUUUUCAUGGUGAUUUUAAAAUGGUUGAAAAAGUCACACUUUUUAAAAUGCAUCUAAUUUUUAUCUGAAAAAGAAAUGUACUUUUUUUUGCUAAAUUGAUUGUUGGUUUUUUAAGUGUAUUUUUAUAGUGCAACUAUAUGUAUUUUUUCUAUGCUAAUUACUCAGUUGAAUAAGUUGGUUUUUAAUUAGUUUCUCUUUCAUAUUUUUUUUUGUUAGUAUGGUCAAAUUUUUACAAGAUUGUUGCUGUUCACACAUGUUGAAAUUUUUGUUGUUAUACAGUUGUUACUGCUCAGUUGAUUUUAUGUUGUUUGUUUUAACCAUACCAGUUAUAACUUCCAUCCAUUAUAAGUUUCUUGAUAAAUUCUCAUGGAUGCAUAGUGUAGCCUUGCAUGUAAGUCUGGUGGUGUGCUUCUAUAAUAUCUUGGCUGUUGCUUAACCACAAGAAUAAGCUAAUUCUGGAUUUAAAAUUUAACUGAAGAGUUGUUAUUUUGAAGUUUGCUGGAUCCAAAUAUUAAGUUCUAAUAUAUUUUACAUUUAGAUUUCCAAGAAAUUGUGUACACAUCUAUACUUUGUCAAAUUCAAACAAAAAAUGGUAAUGCUUCUCAAUUUUUGUUUAAUGAAUACAAAAAAGAAAUACUUGUUAGUUUAUUUUGAUUACUCUUGUUUCUUGUUGCAUCUUCUUUUGUUUUCCCUGAUGGGCAUUAUUUAUCAUUUAUACCUCUGUUAAUUUUAGUUAUGUUAGCAAUUGUAAAUAAUGUUUUCUCUGUGACUUUUUAGCAGAAAAAACUAACAUUUACCUACCAGUUUAGUAUUAAUUUCA
Messenger RNA from Physella acuta, 2211 nucleotides. RefSeq lists its product as uncharacterized. NCBI's taxonomy places the organism in Eukaryota, Metazoa, Mollusca, Gastropoda, Physidae. The record is from RefSeq and is a predicted model, not a curated record.